Halichondria panicea is the source of this 3126-nucleotide messenger RNA. RefSeq lists its product as uncharacterized. Lineage: Eukaryota; Metazoa; Porifera; Demospongiae; Suberitida; Halichondriidae. The coding region runs from base 110 to 2089 and encodes 659 amino acids. The transcript is spliced from 12 exons. The record is from RefSeq and is a predicted model, not a curated record.
CUUUACCAAUCCUAUAACUCUAGUAUUGGCUGGUCUGCUGUCAUGUCUUGUACACUAAACAGUGAAGUAAAGAUCUACAGUGACACAGCUUCAUGCCGCGCGCUCUGACAUGAUGGACAAGAGUUUGACAAUGUUGACAUCUUUCACUUUUCUUUUUAUGGCAGGGUCAUUCAUCAUAGCUGUAAAAGCUCAGUUCACAGUGCAGCCAUUGUCAGUGGAGAGAGCCGAGGGACUGGAGGCUGUGUUCAGGUGUCAGUAUCAAGCGGAGGGAGUGACUGUUACUUAUGAUUGGGUAAUAAACAAUACCAUACUCGAAACAGAUACAGAAACUGUUAGAGCACGUCGACCUUCAUCUCCUGGUGGACCAGCCACACUGACAGUCUUGGCCACUCCAGAGCACAACAACUCUGUUGUUCAGUGUGUGGCUACAAUCAGAAAUGGCAUUGUUACUGUAAGGUCUGAAGUAUCGACCACAGCUACUCUAACUGUUCGUGCAACAAUCAUCACUGAUGUUCUGACUGCUCCAAACACCAUCACCGUGAUGUGGAAUGCUCUACUUCUCACUAACUACUGUGUGAACAUCAACAGGACAACUCUGAACUCAACUCAAACAGCUGUUCUUGAUUCUGUGUGUGGAUUGGCUAAUGAGUACAUCUUCACGUACUCCAACCCCAUCAGUGUGUGUGACAGAUUCUCCUUCACUGUGACUCCUACUGAAGGAGAGAUGAGGGGAACAACCAGUGAACCAGUUACUGGGUUCUUUACGAGGGCAGAAGGCAGUGGAGAACGACGUCGUAUUCGUGAAAAUGGAGGGAAUAAGUUAGUUGAGUUUGAGGCCACUAUACCAAGUUGCACAAGGUUCACUCGGUAUAGUGUGAACUCUGACCUAUUGACUCCCUCAAUCAGUCGUUCAAUCACGGACCCUUUGUUUGAUGGCUCACUCAGUUUCUCCCUCCCCACUGACAAGAUGAUAGAAUACAGUGUCACACUGACUGAUGAGAAUGGAAUAGACCUCGUGUUUGGGAACAUUUCAAUCAGUACAUUUGACGUUCAAGACCUGCUAGUGUCUGAAUGUCCUGGUGGCGGUGGUAUUUGUGUGAGCAUUGAGUAUGUUGAAGGUACUAUCUCUCCCGGAGCUCUCGUCUGUGCAGUUCAUAUCAUUGAUGAAAUCCUUGAUUUUGCUAACGUGAAACUGGUCACCAUCCCUCGGAAUUCUAUCGAGAAUUUCACCAUUCCUGUUCGUAGCGGAGAAUACAAAGUGAUUGCUUUUGAUCUGGAGAAUACCAAGUUACCAAGAAUGCCCAUCUCUAUGGUAGCACUGAGUCUGGACAUUAUAGUGAAUUCGACUGGGGAAGGAACAAGUCCACCACCCAGUGAAGUCGUUAGUGCAACCAACUUAUCAAAUGGAGAUCUUGAGGUGACUUUCUCUGACUCUGCUCGGAAUUGUCUAGUUCUGUUUCAACCCAUUUUGGACAGAGUACUACGUGUAGUUGAUUUUAUCAACACAUCUGAAAGCUCUACUGUCGUUGUUGUUCGGAAGGACACCUUUGGUGAUGGCUAUGUGGUGGUGUAUUCUUGGAAUAGUUCACAGUCCAUCUUUGAAGGAGAAGUAUCGCUCAUUAUACAACUGGAUCCACCCACCUCUGCUCCCACUACACCUCCAACGUUUGAUCCACAAACAGACCCACCUCCUCCUGAUAUGGAGUCCCUGCCAACAUCAGUUAUCGCUGCAGCAGCCAUAGCUGGUUUGGUGACUCUGCUAUUGCUUGUGGUCACCGCUGUUGGAACUGUCGUUGUGAUUUUAAGAAAACGGAGACAAAAUGAAGUUGAGGUUCCAGAGUCAGAUGGAAGAGUGGAUUGGUCAUCAACAUUUCCAGGAAUUGAGCAGCCUAACGAAGCUUAUGCUCCAGUACUCAAGAAGAACAUUGCCUAUGAGCAGACAAAGAAACCACGGAGACAGAGGAUCGAUGACUCACAAGCCCCGGCAACAACAGAGGGACAGUAUGAAAGCAUUGAGCCAGUUCAUGAGUACGAGGAUGUGUUGCCUCAGGGAAAAGCAAGUCGUGCAAAUUAUGUUAACGUUAACUGACAAAUUUACCCAUUUAUUUUUAUCCCACACAUUUCUAUACCGUAUAGCGGGAAAUUUUUGCGGUGCACAUUUUCACUAUUUGGCUACAGAGCCCUCAGCAAAAAUGUUCAUGUGUUCUAGUAUUUUGCGUUUCAAUGCCAGGAAACCACACCCACCAAUAGCUUUGCAUGUGAAAUACCGAUGCGUGGGAGUUUAUCCCAUUUUCGCGUCUUCUUUUUGCCCUCACCUCACGAAAAUUUCCCGCUGUACGGUAUGCGAUUGUACAAUGUACCAUUCUAUCAAUUUUUACAAAACUUACAUUUACAUAUGUAUUCUUAGUGUGGAUUGUGUUAUUAUAUGUAAUAUUUACCAGCCCCUCUGAUUAUAGAUGAGUGCAUUGCUAAUUUACUUCUACAUAGCUUGGCACACCUAUUCUUUGAUAGGUAAUUACACUAGUUUCCUCUGCAUGAGUACCACUAUUGGCACACCGUUACUGCCAUGCUAGGGUACCGGCUUACAGUUUUAAUUUGUCAGUAUGUGUGUGUGAGCCUAUACUGAAUUAUUAUCUCCCCAGAAUCUUGACCCCGGAAAAUGUACCCAUGUAAAUCUGUACAUAAUAAAUUGUGUGCUGUCAAAUUACUGUACCUUUAAAUUACCCUUACAUUAUAUCUGAAUGAACUGCUGAAACACAAUUUACAUGUUGCUUAAUUUAGACAUAGGGAUACAGUCAUUUUAGUAAAACUUGCAAUAUUCUGAUACCUUUCUGCAACCACAGUUGUAACCACAUUGAUGAGUAUGAAUACCAUUAAGCAUGGAAAGUUCAAACAUCUAACAGCAGCCAAGCACUAGUUUUUCUGCACUGCAUGUACACUGUACACCAUAAUGACUUCGCACAGCCUCAGAGAACAGCUCAAACAUGCCAAUGAAGAGGAUGUUCGUAUAAGUGUCCAGGGUUCUCAUAAUUCGAAUAACACUAUAAUUAUAUACAUGUACAUAUACCCAUGUAACUUAUUUUCAGCAUGCUGUAAUGCAUGUUGCUUCCCUUCUCCACUAGCCUA